Cyclocybe aegerita is the source of this 2574-nucleotide messenger RNA. The record is from the annotation of a GenBank genome assembly. NCBI's taxonomy places the organism in Eukaryota, Fungi, Basidiomycota, Agaricomycetes, Agaricales, Hemipholiotaceae.
AUGUCACCUGUGGCGUUCGAUACUUCAUCCUCGUCCAACCUCAAGCCGUGGCUUGUUAGGACUCUGGAGCCCAUAUGCGAUGCAGAGCCUGGCGCCCUUGCUGAUUACAUUCUCGCUCUCCUGAAACAUAAUGUCCCUGAGAGCGAAAUGCGUCAGGAACUCGCGGUUCAACUCGAUGAGUUCCUCGAAAAAGAAUGUUCCUCUUUCAUCGAUACCCUAUUCACCGUACUACGAACGAAAUCGUAUAUGUCAUACGCCUCCGAGUCGUCCACCGCCGCAUUUCCCACAAAACCCCUCGACAAUGGGAUCCCCAUUCCACUUGAAGGACUCCUAGGAGGCUCACCGUCGGAAAGGUCUCGAAAACGAAAUAACAGUGGCGACGACCGCGACGGACGGCCAACCAAAGGCCAAAGACUGAACGAUGGGCAGUUUUCGAGAAAUAGCAUUGGUGGUGGAGAUGGUCGUAUGGGUCAGGGUUCUGGAAAUUGGAAUCGGCUGCAGUACAGGGAUGGGGGCAUGGGGAUGAACAUGGGUGUGGGAGGGUUUGGAAUGCCUAUGAAUGCGAUGGGGAUGAACGGGAUGGCCCCAAUGAACGGGAGACGGCCGCAGGGAUACCAACCGCCAGAUCAGAAACGGGGUAUAUGCCGGGACUACCACAACAAUGGCUAUUGUGCUCGCGGUGCGAUGUGCAAAUACAGUCACGGCGACGACGCUGUAGUGCCAGGCCAAUUAUUCUCUGGUGCACAGGGUAUGCCUUUCAUGCCCAUGUUUCCUCCAAACGGCAUGCCAUUUAUGCCUGGUGCUGCAUAUGAUCCUCACGAGCGGAUGGAUAUGCGGCCUAUGAACCGACAACGAGCCCCACUUUUGCCUCGAGUGCAACAAGAAGACGGCAGCCGCGUUAUGCAUCCCAUCCAUGCCUCGGGCGAAUUACCCGUGAUACAAGACCUCACCCCCAAUGUUCCACCGGACAUACCUCGUGCUGAGCCUGUACCGCAGGUUGAUGUGGAUAUGCAGCAACUCAAUAUGCCAAUACCACCCCAGAACCUUCCAAGUUUCAACCCCAUGCUGGCUAUGAACGGGAUGAACAGCAAUCCAUAUCAGCCGAUAAAUGCACCAAUGGAGGUCGACAGCAACGUUCCUCCGGCACCUAGGCCGCCAAGUGGGGGUCGUGGUGGUUUCCGAGGUGGGCGAGGGGGAGGACGCGGAACGUUCGGCGGCGAGGUGCAUAAGUUCCGACCAGAAAAACGUAACGACAAAACUCUUGUGGUAGAGAAGAUCCCGGAGGACAAGCUGUCGUUAGAGCAGGUGAACGAGUGGUUCAAGAAGUUUGGGACUGUUACGAAUGUCGCAAUCGACGCUAUGGGCGGGAAGGCGCUGGUCAGCUUUUCGGAUCACGAGGAGGCACACGCAGCGUGGAAGUCGGAGGAUGCGGUCUUCGGGAAUCGGUUCGUCAAGGUGUUUUGGCAUCGACCAAUGGAGGGUCAUGGUCAGGUAGGUGCGCGUAUGUUGGCGGCAUCUGCCCCUCUUGUGGCAAACAUGGGCAACAAAUCUUCGUCGAAUACACCUCAGCCACCACCCACUACGGGACCUUCAACUUCUGCUGCAUCCUCCUCGACAGCAGCACCCUCCACCGCGACAUCAGCACCGCGAAAAGCUUCGUCAACGCCUACUGCCUCUGCUGCUCUGUCCGCCUUAGCUGAGAAGCAACGGCGGUUAGAGAGCAUGAUCACCGAGCAAAAGUCGCUCAUGGCUUCUCUCAGCACGGCCUCGGCGGACGAAAAGAAGGUGAUAAUGGCCAAGCUACGAAAGUUGAACGAGGACAUGACCAGUUUGAACACCUCCACGCCUACACCUGUGACAACUCCUUCAAUAACCUUAAAGAAACCAGAGGAGGCAGAGCGCGAGCGGUUAGAUAACGAGCUCGAGAUGCACAGUGGCCCUGCUGAGCAGGAGGCACGAGGCACGACGGAGGAGCUGAACGCCAAGCUGGAGAGGUUAAAGGCAGAGGCUGCGAGUUUAGGAUUGGAUUCUUCCCUGCCCUCAUCUUCUGCGCCGUAUAGAGGAGGAUAUCGCGGACGAGGGCGGGGUGCCCCGAGAGGCUACUUCCGCGGCGCCAUGCGUGGCGGGCCUCCUCGUGCCAGCAUGAAGCUCGAUAAUCGGCCCAAGAAGCUUCUCGUGAAAGGCGUCAGUGAAGAGAACCUGCAAGGUCUUAGGGACUGGUAUGAGACAACUGGCCAGUUGGAGAGUGUGGAACCCACUGAAGGCGGCGCAUAUAUCGUAUCGUUCAGGUCUAGAUCAGCUGCUGAACAGGGACUAUCAAAAGGCUCCAAUAUUCCUCUCAUUGGUGCAGUCCAAAUAUCUUGGUACACAGGCAAAGUGAGCGCCACGACCUCGACGACCACAAAGGCAUCAAAACCUCAGGCUGCCAACGGCGAUACGUCUGUGCCUGUGAGCAAUCCCGAGUCGGAGGUUGGCGGGUCUCCAGAGAUACACCUCUCCCACUUACAAGAAGAGGAAGUCGUCGCAAGCGGUUGGGGUGGUGAUGAUGAGGGUGAUGGCAUGGGCAUGCUAUGA